UUCUAAAGUUUGUCGACAGUGUAUCAGUGUUUUCAAGAUGGCAGUGAUAAAUGCACUGAUUCUAUUUCUGAUUACUGCGUUAAACAAUGAGAACAUAUAUAUUGAUGCAUGUUCAUGUUCAAACACAGUCCGGCUUGUGAACGGUUCGAGCCCAAACGAAGGACAUAUUGAGCUAUUCCAUCAAGGAGAAUGGAAAUCAUUCUGCGACGAUGAAAUUUAUUAUGAUUCAACCGGACUUCAAGGAAGCAAAACAUCAUCAGUUGUGUGUAGAAUGUUGGGAUAUACGAUGGGCUACGAAAGUUACAGACAUACAUCCCCAUAUGGUCGUAGCACUGAAACAACUUGGUUAGACAACAUGCGAUGUGAUGGCACCGAAACUAAUUUAGAAGAGUGCCAAUUCCUCGGCGAGUGUAAAGAUUUCCAUAAUAUCGGCGUUACUUGCAAAGGAGAAAUCGAUUGUUGCGAUAUACCAAAAGUACUUCCGGAAAUAAGACACACAAUGCAAGGCGAUAUAGAAAGAAUAUUGAGUCCUUACUUGCAGUUUAGGUGUGAUCGUAGGUCUAAUGAUACAAAUCCGUAUCUCGUAAAUUGGUAUGUUGAUAAUGUACAAAUUACUCAAAAAGGACCAUCGAAUAUAUCAGACGACCUUGUACUUACAGAACAUGAAUUAACAAAAGAGGGUCUCGGUUUUGACGUAGAGUGUGGUGUGCUCAAAGUAAAUGCGUCAACAAAUGUUAAUGACUCCCUUGCUGAAUCAAAUGAAACAAAAAGUCUUCCUUUCUAUGCAGGACUAAAGAUUAGUGAACAAGAUAUUACUGUAAGUAAAGGAGGUUACACUACUGUUCAGGUAACACAAACAGUUCCAUUGGGAUGUCAAUAUAACGAAAACGAUUCAUCUGGUUGCUCUACAACGUUGUCGCUUUACGAUGAAAAUUUGAGUGAGAAUCCAUGUGAUGCGGGGAUAAAUGCGGUCAAUGCUGCCGACGACGAUAUAUGUGUAAACGAAAUCGUGGCGCAAAAACAAACAGACGUAUGGGAUUCAGAUAUAGUCUACACCUUCCGUGUGUCAACCGUUGAUAACAAUUACGACGAUGCAAAAGAAUUUGAUUUGCAACUGGAGCUUGGUAACAAUGUAAGGCACACAUUAUGGCAAAGUUACGUGGUUAACAACUUCCAUGUCAAAGUUGAGGAGACAGGAGACUACAAAGAUAAAAUGUGCUAUUCACAUGUAGAUCCACACAUGAGAACGUGCGACGGAAACUAUUACGAAAAUCAGAGGGAGGGCUUCUACAUGCUGUUUCAUCACAUAGGAGCAGACGUGGAGGUGCAAGAGGCAACAAAAUAUUGUUUCGGAGGAAACAGCGGGCCAGUUUGUACAUGUGGAAUAGCUGUGCGUGCUGGGAAGGACGUUUUCAUGAUCAACCGUUGUGGAAGUAUCAAUCUUCUGGAUUUUCUUCGAUGCGACGACGGCGGUAUAAUUCAAGUUGAACGAAUUAAUGAUUAUAGAUACAAGAUUGUAACACCGACUGGGACACAAGUCUUUGCAAACCUGCUGGAUGGCUAUUACCAGAACACGAUGAAUAUUGACAUCAUCCUGUCAGCGAAAGAUAUUGGAAAAACAGAAGGACUAUGUGGAUUGUGUGAUGGGAAUCCUUCGAAUGACUUUAUUAGGAAAGAUGGAAUUACUUCUAGCAAUAAUGCCGAUUAUACGUUUUCGAAUAGCUGGAGGUUGACAGAUGAUAUAAAUUUAUUCACUGCAUCAAAAAGAAUCCUAGAAAGUUGGGCUAUUCGAAAUGAAGUAACAUGUCGUUGUGUUGAAGGAAUAUGCACUGUUCAACGCCGACGCGAGUGUGGAAGGACAGUGAAUUCAAUAACGAAGACAAAAUGUGAUAUACAAAGUCGAAAGAAACGCGCACUUGGUGAUUACAAACAUCAAAAAGAAAUAGAUCGUCUUUAUGCUUUAAUGCUGACACCUCGGAGGAUUAUUACGAAACGAAGUACAGUAGAAACCAAUGUAACGGCUGAAAUGGCGAAUACAGCUUGCAAUGAGUCCAUUUAUUCAGCACCUGCCGUGGUAGAAUUUCCAAAUAAGACUGCAGGUGAAGAUCUUGGAGAACUAGUGAAGCAAUGUGUUUACGACGUUAAAGAGUCCAACGAUACAUCUUGGGCAACUGUUCAUGUUGAUGCUAUCAACACAAUUACUAAGAAUAUAUUGGAUUUAAAUCCAGAGUAUGUUGCAAACAAAACCGACGAAGUUGAAAUAUUUCUGACGCAGACAUGCUCAAAAAAUUGCAGUGGAAAUGGAAUAUGUUUAGACACAGGUGAAUGUAAUUGCACAAGUUCGUUUAGAGGACCAGAUUGUAGUUUUGAUAUUCGAGAUCCGAUUAUUAUCGAAGACGUAGAAGGAGGUGGAGAGUGUGAUAAAGCAAACUCGAGUGAAUGCACUUGUUUUACCAUUCGGGCAGUCCAUUUGUUUGAGGGGUUCUCUUGUAGAACAACUAUUACUCGUGUUCAGAACAGCAGCGAACAAAUUGUUUUGACGGAAAAUGCAAUACAAAAGGGUGCUUACGAAGAUAUCUAUACCGGUACAUGCUGCAUAACAGAAGAACAAAAUGCAUUAUCAGCAGAAAACGAUUUUGUUCACGUAUACAAAUUCUCAGCAAGUAAUGACGGAAACAGUUUUGGUGAACCACAAAAUGUUUAUGUAUACGAUUCAACAUGUCAUGAUAUAUACAUAAAUGAAACAGUUACAGACAUUUCUUUAAAGGGUAGCUUCUGUUUCAUAGAUAACCAAUGUCAUGUGGAUGGUGAGCUGUCUUAUACUGGUUGUCUAUUCUGUAACUCAUCCGUAACGGCGUAUAACUGGACAGACUAUAAUCAGUGUGUGAAUGGUGGAACAUGUAUCUUUCAAGACAACGAGUACAUGUGCGAAUGUAUGGAUGGCUAUGAAGGAAUGAACUGCGAGAUAGAUAUCGAUGAAUGCGUGUCCAUUCCUUGCCAGAAUAAUGGCACGUGCAUAGAUGCUGUAAAUGGAUACACGUGUAAUUGUUCAGAUGGUUAUGAGGGCAAAAACUGUGAAACUGAUAUUGAUGACUGUGUGUCGGACCCAUGCGGCGUUGGUGGUAUCUGUACCGAUCAUGUCAAUGGUUUCAGUUGCAACUGUUCUGAUGGUUAUACCGGCACACUUUGUGAAACAAAUAUCGAUGAAUGUGCCUCGCAGCCAUGUUGGAAUGGAGGUACCUGCGUAGACCAAAUUAAUGGAUACAACUGUACUUGUGUUAACGGUUACGAGGGCAUGACGUGCCUGAAUGAGACAGACGAGUGCAUGUCAAAUCCUUGUCAGAAUGGGGGUUCCUGCAAUGAUGAAAUAAAUAGAUACAAUUGUACAUGUGCAGGAGGUUUUGAAGGAUCUAAUUGUGAAACAGACACUAACGAAUGCCAAUCAAGUCCAUGUCAAAAUGGAGCUAAUUGCACUGAUGAAGUAAAUGGAUAUACAUGCACGUGUUCAGACGGUUAUGAAGGAGCAAACUGUGAGAAAGAUAUAAACGAAUGCCAGUCUAACCCAUGUCAGAAUGAAGCUAAUUGCACGGACGAAGUUAAUGGAUAUGAAUGUAUAUGUCUAGCUGGCUAUGAAGGAAAUAACUGUGAGACAGAGAUAGAUGAAUGCCUGUCCAACCCAUGUCAGAACGAGGCUACUUGCACGGAUGAAGUUAAUAAAUACAAAUGCACCUGUGCAGGAGGUUAUGAAGGGUUAAAUUGUAUGAAAGAAUUAGACGAGUGUCUGUCAAAUCCAUGUCAUAAUGGAGCUACUUGUACAGAUCAAGUAAAUGAAUAUAAUUGCACAUGUGCGGGAGGUUAUGAAGGAUCUAAUUGUGAGACAGAGACUAACGAGUGUCAAUCCAGUCCGUGUCAAAACGGAGCUAAUUGCACUGAUGAAGUUAACGGAUAUACCUGCACAUGUACGGCUGGUUUUGAGGGAACUAACUGUGAGGAAGAUACAGACGAAUGUCAUUCCAAUCCGUGUCUAAAUGGAGCUGAUUGUACGGAUGAGAUCAAUGGAUAUAAAUGCAUAUGUGAAGAAGGUUAUGAAGGAACUAGUUGUGAAACAGAGAUAAAUGAGUGCCAGUCAAAUCCAUGUCAGAAUGGAGGUACUUGCAAGGAUGAAAUAAGCAGAUACAAUUGUACAUGUGCAGGAGGUUUCGAAGGAUCUAAUUGUGAAACAGAUACUAACGAGUGUCAAUCAAGUCCAUGUGAGAAUGGAGCUAAUUGCACUGAUGAAGUUAAUGGAUAUACAUGCACGUGUUCAGACGGUUAUGAAGGAGCCAACUGUGAGAAAGAUAUAGAUGAAUGCCAAUCAAGUCCGUGUCAGAAUGGAGCGAAUUGUACGGACAAAGUCAAUGAAUAUGAAUGUAUAUGUGCAGCUGGCUAUGAAGGCAAUAACUGUGAGACAGAAAUAGAUGAGUGUCUGUCAAAUCCAUGUCUUAAUGGAGCUUCUUGCCUGGAUGAAGUUAAUAGAUAUAAAUGCCAUUGUGCUGGAGGUUAUGAAGGAUCUAACUGUGAGACAGAGACUGACGAGUGUCAAUCCAGUCCGUGUCAGAAUGGAGCAAAUUGCACUGAUGAAGUAAAUGGAUAUACCUGCACAUGUUCAGAAGGUUAUGAAGGAGCCAACUGUGAAACAGAUAUAGACGAAUGUCAAUCAAGUCCAUGUUAUAAUGGUGCUUCCUGUAACGAUGAAGUCAAAGGAUAUCAAUGUAUCUGUGUAGAUGGCUACGAAGGCAGUAACUGUAAACUAGAAGUUAACGAGUGUCUGUCAAGUCCUUGUCAGAAUGGAGCUAAUUGCACUGAUGAAAUCAAUGGAUAUAGCUGCACAUGCGCAGAAGGUUAUAAGGGAACAAACUGUGAAACAGAAAUAGAUGAGUGCCUCUCAAAUCCAUGUCAGAAUGGAGCUACUUGCAUGGAUGAAGUUAGCAGAUAUAAUUGCACAUGUGCAAAAGGUUACGAGGGAUCCAAUUGUGAGACAGAAAUAAAUGAGUGCCUGUCAAAUCCAUGUCAGAAUGAAGGUACUUGCAAGGAAAAAGUAAAUAGAUACAAUUGUACAUGUUCAGGAGGUUAUGAAGGAUCUAACUGUGAAACAGAGAUAAAUGAGUGCCUGUCAAAUCCAUGUCAGAACGGAGGUACUUGCAAGGAUGAAGUAAAUAGAUACAAUUGUACAUGUGCAGGAGGUUAUGAAGGAUCUCACUGUGAAACAGAGAUAAAUGAGUGCCUGUCAAAUCCAUGUCAAAAUGGAGGUAAUUGCAAGAAUGAAGAAAAUAGAUACAAUUGUACAUGUGCAGAAGGUUAUGAAGGAUCUAACUGUGAAACAGAGAUAAAUGAGUGCCUGUCAAAUCCAUGUCAGAAUGGAGGAACAUGCAAAGACGAAGUAAAUAGAUACAACUGUACAUGUGCAGGAGGUUUUGAAGGAUCUGACUGUGAAACAGAGAUAAACGAGUGCCUGUCAAAUCCAUGUCAAAAUGGUGGUACUUGCAGGGAUGAAGUUAAUAGAUACAAUUGUACAUGUGCAGGAGGUUUUGAAGGAUCUAAUUGUGAAACAGAGAUAGAUGAGUGUCUGUCAAACCCAUGUCAGAAUGGAGCUACUUGCACGAAUGAAGUAAAUGAAUAUAAAUGUACAUGUGCAGAAGGUUAUGGAGGAUCUAGUUGUGAGACAGAAAUAGACGAGUGCCUCUCAAACCCAUGUCAGAAUGGAGCUACUUGCACGGAUGAAGUUAACAGAUACAAUUGCACAUGUGCAAAAGGUUAUGAGGGAUCCAAUUGUGAGACAGAAAUAAAUGAGUGCCUGUCAAAUCCAUGUCAGAAUGGAGGUACUUGCAAAGACGAAGUAAAUAGGUACAAUUGUACAUGUGCAGGAGGUUUCGAAGGAUCUAAUUGUGAAACAGAGACAAAUGAGUGCCUGUCAAAUCCAUGUCAGAAUGGAGGAACUUGCAAAGACGAAGCAAAUAGAUACAAUUGUACAUGUGCAGGAGGUUUUGAAGGAUCUAAUUGUGAAACAGAGAUAGAUGAGUGUCUGUCAAACCCAUGUCAGAAUGGAGCUACUUGCACGAAUGAAGUAAAUGAAUAUAAAUGUACAUGUGCAGAAGGUUAUGAAGGAUCUAGUUGCGAGACAGAGAUAGAUGAGUGUCUGUCAAACCCAUGUCAGAAUGGUGCUACUUGCACGGAUGAAGUUAAUAGAUACAAAUGCACCUGUGCUGUGGGUUAUGAAGGAUCUAGUUGUGAGACUGAGACUAAUGAGUGCCAAUCCAGUCCGUGUCAGAAUGGAGCUACUUGCACUGACGGAGAAAAUAGCUAUACAUGCACAUGUGCUGGGGGUUAUGAAGGACCCAACUGUGAAACAGAUAUAGACGAGUGUCAAUCCAGUCCCUGUGAAAAUGGAGCUAACUGUACGGAUGAAGUCAAUGGAUAUAAAUGUAUAUGUGCAGAUGGUUAUGAAGGCAACAACUGUGACAUAGAGACAGAUGAGUGUCUGUCAAAUCCAUGUCAGAAUGGAGCUAGUUGUUCAGAUGCAAUCAAUGGAUAUACAUGUACUUGUGGUGGAGGUUAUGAAGGCUCUAACUGUGAAACAGCAAUUACUACGACAACUACACAGACGCAUACUGUAUCAACAAAACGUUUACCAAUGCGUGUAGUAUUCCCAAUAGAUGCGACAGACAUAAAUCUUUCAGAUUUAGAAUUAAAGCAAGAAAUUAAACAGCAGAUUGUGGCAUUCUACAUAAAUCUGGUCGGAGAGACGUUCAAACGAGUGUCUAAUGUAACUAUCAGCAUUGGCAGCUUGGUCGUAGAUUUUGUGGCUGAAUAUGAGGACAGCGAACAGACAUCCAGUGAUUUUACUAACGCUAAUGUUGAUCUUGUCAGUGGUGACAAGACAAUGGAAUUGCUUAACAGAUCCGUGUCGGCAACAUCUAUUACAAUAGACCAAAUGACUGUCACUGCAGAAAGUGUGAAAAGCGAUAAUGUAAUUUGUGAAGUAUUUCUUACAAUUAAUGGAGAUUGUCUUGAUAAUCAGCACUGUUCUCUGACGUCCAGGAGAGCCAGAUGUGUGGAGGACGAUCCAAAAUUCGGACUCAUUUUCGUCGUGCUAAUGAUACUGUGUGCUUUCGCCGCCUUCAUCCUGCUAGCGUUCAUCAUUAUUAAACUUAUAAGUAUUUAA
This is a messenger RNA of Mercenaria mercenaria, 7201 nucleotides long. Its product is annotated as neurogenic locus notch homolog protein 2-like. NCBI's taxonomy places the organism in Eukaryota, Metazoa, Mollusca, Bivalvia, Venerida, Veneridae. Bases 38 to 7201 code for a protein of 2387 amino acids. The record is from RefSeq and is a predicted model, not a curated record. The transcript has 58 exons. Gene Ontology annotation, cellular component: membrane. Gene Ontology annotation, molecular function: calcium ion binding.